UUAAGGAGGGUGCGUAGUCGUGAGGCUAGGCGCAUCGGGAGUCUGUUCCCAAGAGCUGGAGGAAGGUCUAAGUGCUGAAGAGGACAAGUUCGGUCGUAUCACCCGCGCCGAAGCACACCACCUCGGAGACCAAUACAGUCUUGAGGGCCGCUUGCAUGGGAUGCUAUCCACGGGUUGUCGAAGAGGCUGAAGAAGGAGAGGACAGCAGGCGGAAAGACCGGCCAACGUCAAUCCUACAACAGGUUCAAGUCUUCUGUUCACUCGACGCCCACUGGAUGAACAUCACAAACUGUAUCGAAUUCUCUAAAACACAAACAAUUAAAGCUAAAUAUGUGAAAAAAUAAUUUUUCGACCAUUCUACUAUAAUAUAUUUACCUUGUUGCCCACUGUUCGUGCUCACACAAAAGCCAUUUAUUGACCUAAGAAAAAUAGAAGUGUAAACUGGAUUUCGAUUCUGAAAGGGUUUCAUCCCGUCGUAUAAUGACCAACCGGAAUACUACGUUAUAAAAUAUUGAGUGUUUUACCAUUGCCCAAAACUCCUCGGAAACCUGCAUACAAAUAACGACGCUCCCGACAUAAGAGCAGCGUGAAGAAACGAAUUGUUCACAAGUCAGUUUUGAAGACUUACGGCAUUUCGCAAACAACUGGCGAAUGGUUGUGCUCCAAUCGAGGGGAACAAACAGAUAUUUCGUUUAGCUGCAGUGCAUCAAGCUGCGAGACGUUAAAAAUCUUUCUGUGCAUUCGUUGGCAUUUCCUGCGUGAGGACAUGAUUCAGAUGUAAUCUUGCCAGUUAAGCAUUUUUUACACCAUGCUGACGUGAAUGAAUUCUAAGUAAUAAAAAAAUUUUCACUGCGAUACCAGAACACUGUGUUUACUGAGUGUGAAGUGAAAGAUAUGAUUUAACUCUAAAGUAAUUAAUUUUUUGGUGCAUGAGGUUUUUGGGACUGUCUGCGUGGGCAGACCAGAGGUAGCUGGGACAUAAAAGCGAGGUUGUGUAUUUUAGGGACACAUGUGCGACGCAAAACGAGGGGUGGGGGCAAAAGCAUCAAACCAAUUGCUCGAAAAAUGUUUAUAGCGCAUAAAAACUAUGACGUCAAGCUCUCUGUCGCGUCGGUGUUGGUGCGGCUAACGUGCUGAGGCCGAGUCUACUUAUAGCUCUCGGUGGAAGGAGGGGAGGUCAUGUAGCCACCAGCCAUUUCCUCCACACAAUAUUAUUCGUUAUGUUGCGCGCGCCCGCUAGGUGGGAAUAUAACGGUGACUGCGGCCGGUAGUCAGAAGGGGUGAGAAUAACCGCUAUUUUUUAGUUAGUUUUGGCCACUGAACAGAACGAGACGAAGUUAAAUGUUAGUAGGUGUAGCGUGGCGAUUCCAGCACAAAAAGAGACAGUGAUAAUGAUCGCUAACCGCUUCGUGGAAGAUGCCAUCAGCCUGGAUGGGAACGAGCCCACGGCCAGAUCCAUGGUAGCGCUCGGGCUGAGGCCCGGGUCGGCGCGGCGACUUCACGCGUCAGGCAUGACGCACGCCGAGUCGCUGUCGAACCGCGUGUCCUUCUUCAUCGACGACGCGGUGACGCGUGCGGACAGCGAGUGCGAGCUGAGGCGGGAGCGGGAGCCGUCGCCGCUGCCCCGCCGCGGGGGCGGAGGCGCGCGCUCCAAGGUGUCGCGGCACCACUCGGACCUGUCGGCGGUGCGCCGGCCGUCCAGGCUCCAGCGCAGGCGCAGUGCCAGCCGCCGGCCGCUCGCGAGGCACGAGAGCCUGGAGCGGGGCGCCAGCCUGCGCAGCACGGCACACCGCGUGAGGCGCCAAGACAGCGCCGCCUCGUCGUCCCGGGCCCAGCCCACGGCGGCGGUGCUGCUGCCGCACAAGGACCUGCCGCCCAAGGAGCGCCGCAGGAGGAUAGCCGUGCUCAUCGUGCUCAUGACCUGCCUGUUCAUCGUCACGUGCAGCGUGCUCGCGGUCAUCGUCACGCUCACGCACGAGUCCUUCCAGAGCAUGCUGCCCGACCAGAACGAGACUGCCGGUGUGCGCAAGCAGAACGAGCAGCACCAGAACUCGCUGAGCCGCGAGGAGGGCGUGGCGGCGCCCUUCAACCUGACCAGCGCCAGCGCCACGUGGUGAGUCGCUCCGCGGGGACCCGCGCUUUGCUGGAACCAGCGUUCAUAUGCAUCUUUCAAUAUUUUUUAACCGACUUCGAAAAAGGAGGAGGUUCUCAAUUCGUCUGUAUUUUUUUUUUUUUUUUUUUAUGUUUGUUACCUCCGAACUUUCGACUGGGUGAACCGAUUUUGAUCAUUCCUUUUUUAUUUGAAAGCUGGUGCUUCCCGUGUGGUCCCAUUUCAAUUUGGUCCAGUUCUGACAAUGGCAUCCAUGAUAAAACCAUAUAAGUCUUAAAUUUGCGUUUAGUAUGUGCAUGACAAAUGGACGAAUAUCUCAAUAUCACGCCAACCGAUUUCGAUGAUUCUUUUUUUUAUUGGAAAGAUUGUACUUCAAGGGUAGUUUGAUGAGAGUUUGGUUAGGUUCUGAUUAUGGGAUCCAUGAUAAAGUAACGGAAAUCUUCAAUUCUUAGGAGCAAAUUAACGAUACUCGGCCGAAUCUUUUAUAGGCUAUCCGGAUAUUUGAGUCACCUACCGUAACGUCGUUAUGGUCAUGUAAUUGUCGUAGACGAAUAUGAUGAUCAAUGAAACUCCUUAACGGCUUACAGUAAGGGUGCGAUCUGUGGCAGAAUUUAUAACUGUCUGUAAUCAAAUUGCAAUGCGCUUAAGUUCGUUUCUGCAUUGCAACAUGACGCAAGCGUUCUAAUUGCAUUACUUAAGUUGUAUUAUUUGUGACCUUCAUUGUCGGAAGACAGAUUUCCUUAUCUCGUUAUUUCCGUCAACUAUCUAUCGUCGUGUGGUCUAUUUAAUAAUUUGUUGGCGUCCAAAUCUGAUAAAGCUAUGCCUUCCAAACUUUUGACACGACUUAGUGCAACAUAUAUUUGCCCUUUUGCAAAGUUUUUUUUACCAAGGCCAAUUAUCGAUAUUUUCCCUGUUCAAAACUGUUUUCAUGUAAAGCCGCAUUUUCGAAAGUCUAUUUUUUUGCACUCUUCGCAAGUAUCUUUUGAAAUUGUCCUCGAGGUAGAUUUCCUCUGCUGAGAUAGGCGUUUCUCCCUGACUUCGUUUGUUUCAUUUAAACGGCGCUGUCUCAUAUGAGCAGCACGUUUAGUAGGUCUACCCAUAUUCAGACAAAUAGGUUAGUGUACUUCAGAUUCACUAAAAAAUCAAAAAGUAAACACAAAUUUUAACAAAAAAA
Messenger RNA from Bacillus rossius redtenbacheri, 3284 nucleotides. RefSeq lists its product as uncharacterized. Lineage: Eukaryota; Metazoa; Arthropoda; Insecta; Phasmatodea; Bacillidae. Bases 1392 to 2117 code for a protein of 241 amino acids. The transcript has 2 exons. The record is from RefSeq and is a predicted model, not a curated record.